GGUGUAGUCUAGAUACAUUUCUGCUCCAGUGGUGGUGGUGAGGGGGGAACAUACUAGUCAAAGUGGGCAGACUACAUAGAUCAGAUACACCCAGCAAGCAGAAUUCUAGAUAUAAAAGUAAAGGUUGAUAAUAAUGUCUCUUUCAAUGCCAAUAGGGUUAGGACUACAUAUUUAUACCCUAACCAUAAUGUGUUACUCUGGAUACAUUGAUACUCUGAUACAUGUAUGAAAUGUCUGCUUUUCCAGAUCUUUAUCAUAAAGUGGGAGGUGAGCUCGUGUUGACACCGGACAAGUCCACAGUGCCUAACUCCAUCACAAGCAUCCUAUGGAAGCAUGGGAAGAACAAGGUGGCAGAGUGGUACAAGGAUUUUGGUCUGGACAUUUAUGGUGCCUUCAAAGAGCGUACAACCCUGAACCAGAAUACUGGAGAGCUGAGAAUCAGUGGAUUGAAGAAAUCAGACAGUGGAGUUUAUUCUGUGGAGUUCAACAGCAAACUGCUUGACAAGACAUAUAAACUGUCUGUUAUCAAGGCAGUCCCCAAACCCACAAUCACCUUCUCCUGUAACGCCAACAAAACCUCUUGCACUCUGACCUGUGAAGGUGACACCACUGAUGCUCAACCCGUCACCUACAGCUGGAAAGUGGGAGAUGGGGCGUUGGAGGUCAAAGGAAAACAGCUGAUUGUCUCUAAGAGCGACACUGGCAAUUCAACCAACAGUUACAAGUACAUCUGCAAGCUGAAGAACGCUGUUAGUGGGGAAUUCAGUGAGCCAGUUGGAGAGGUGUUUGGUUCAGAGCCUUUUAAAGUUGGUGUUGUUGUUGUCGUUACCAUUGUAGCGCUUGUUGCCAUCGUCAUAACAGUUUGGUUGGUGUGGAAGAAAAUAAAAGCUAAAGGCAGUGAUGGAGUCCAGCCAGGACAAGGCAAGUCAUCCAGUUAAUUUAAGACUGUAUAAACAGAAGUAACUUCUUUAAGUAGCAUUUGAUGCAGUAGGAG
Salvelinus sp. IW2-2015 is the source of this 994-nucleotide messenger RNA. The record is from RefSeq and is a predicted model, not a curated record. Lineage: Eukaryota; Metazoa; Chordata; Actinopteri; Salmoniformes; Salmonidae.